Messenger RNA from Anisakis simplex (herring worm), 90 nucleotides. The record is from the annotation of a GenBank genome assembly. Lineage: Eukaryota; Metazoa; Nematoda; Chromadorea; Rhabditida; Anisakidae.
AUGAGCGCACGAAACCGACGUGAUUUGGAAAAUCAACAGCUGUCACAAUUGGCCGAAAGUUUGCCAUUGGCUAGUGCUAUUACGGCCCAG